AUGAAUAGCGGACUGCUUCAUAUUUAUAUUAAUAGAAGUAAUGUAUACGGAUCCGUAAAUUAUGCUCAACGCGCAUUCUUUAAUUACGUUUAUUACAAGCCUACAAAAAUCAUGUUAUUAGGAGCAGAUUUUUCUACGGUAACAGAACCAUUAGCCACAACUUCAUCGUUAUGGAAUUUAAUUCAGGCCAUGAGUAGCUUGAGAACAAGCCUUACAGCAGCAAAUAUUAAAAUUAACGGCUAUGAAACUUUUCGUGAAGAUCCAUAUGACGCUGUUCGAGCACUAAAGAGUCGUGAUGCUAGAAUUAUCAUUGCCAAUUUCUAUGAAAAACAGGGCGCUCAUGUUCUUUGCGAGGCUUAUCAUCAAAAUAUGCGAGGUGGAAAAUAUGUUUGGAUCUUGCUCGGAUGGCUGCAAGGUCAAUGGUGGAAUACAACCGUUAUAGCGCGAUCCGGCAAUUGUACCUCUAAGGAACUAAUCGAAGUUUUGGAUAACCAUUUUACCACUGAUUUGGUUUAUUUAAACGACGAUAAUGAAACGAUUCCAUCAGGGAAGAAUGUUAAACAACUUGUGACAGAAUUAGAAGAUCGAUUAGGCUAUCCUCCACAAACCCAUGGUUAUUAUCCUUUUGCUUACGAUGCUAUCUAUGCUAUGGCAUUCGCCAUGAACGUGACUGAAAACCAGUUAUCAAAAAAUAACAAAUCUUUAUCACAAUUUCAUUACGGCGACAUUACAAUGGCUAAAAUGUUAAAAGAUAACAUGGAUUAUGUAAAAUUUCGCGGAUUAACGGGUCCAGUUAGCUUCAAAUCAACAGGGGAUCGAGAGGGCAAUACCAAGAUAAAUCAAAUUCAAUUUGAAGGAAAUGUAGGCAAUAAAGUACUCGUUGGAAUUUACAAAAGUUCAAGUAAAGAAAUCGUUAUGAAUAGGCAACUUAUCAGAUGGACCGAUAACUCCACACCAGUAGCCGCUGUUCGAAGGAUUAUAGAACCGACAUCGAUUAACUUAGACCUAUUUAUCGGUGCUUGUGCCACGGCGGCUUUGGGUAUCGUGCUAGCGAUCGGAUUUCUCAUUUUCAAUCUUGUUUAUCGAAACCAUAGAUAUAUCAAAAUGUCAAGUCCAAACUUAAAUAACAUCAUCAUUUUGGGUUGUAUUAUUAUGUACGCCUCGGUAUGUGUUUUUGGUCUGGACAAUCGCUUCAUUCCGGAACAUUUACUUGUUCUAAUAUGUUCGUUACGCAUGUGGGUACCAAUCAUUGGCUUUACCUUAGCCUUUGGUACAAUGUUUGCCAAAACUUAUCGAAUCUACAAGAUAUUUGUUGGUAGUAGAUCCAAUAAGAAAGUGGCUGUAUCAAUACCGCAAAUUAUUACAGAUACGCAAUUAGUCAUUCUCGUUGGUAUUCUCCUAUCUAUUGAUUUUAUUUUAUUGGCUACUUGGCAAUUAAUUGAUCCACCAACUAUUCAACGUUUCAAUAUUUCAACUUAUCAGAAAAGCCAAGAUGAAACAAUCGUUUCUCAAAUUUGGUUGUGCCAUAGUAAGCAUAACUUAUACUGGUUUAUUGCAUUAUAUACCGAGAAAGGAUUGCUAUUGCUGGCUGGUAUGUUUCUGGCAUGGGAAACACGAGGUGUUCGCUACGCAGCAUUGAAUGAUUCUCAGUACAUUGCAAUGUCAGUUUAUAAUGUCGUGAUUCUAAGUGGAGUGGGAGUAUUAGUGGUUUCUAUUAUGGCUAAAAGUAUUAAUGCAGCUUAUGCGUUAAUGUCGGCGUUAUUAAUAUUUGGCAAUACAGUCAUUUUAUGCUUGGUAUUCGUUCCAAAGUUUAUCGAAUUCAAGAGAAAAGACGAUCCAAUUCAUGGUGAUUCAAGAAGGCCAUCUAUGAAUCCUUCAGCUAUGCAAUCAAUAUCGGCUACAAAUAUGGCUCUUAUUAGUAAAACACCUAGCACAUGA
Messenger RNA from Trichoplax adhaerens, 1938 nucleotides. RefSeq lists its product as uncharacterized. Gene Ontology annotation, cellular component: G protein-coupled receptor heterodimeric complex; membrane. The transcript has 15 exons. Gene Ontology annotation, molecular function: G protein-coupled GABA receptor activity. NCBI's taxonomy places the organism in Eukaryota, Metazoa, Placozoa, Uniplacotomia, Trichoplacea, Trichoplacidae. The coding region runs from base 1 to 1938 and encodes 645 amino acids. Gene Ontology annotation, biological process: G protein-coupled receptor signaling pathway; gamma-aminobutyric acid signaling pathway. The record is from RefSeq and is a predicted model, not a curated record.